AUGAAAUUUGUAGUUCAAAGUUAUCAUGUUUUGGAAGCCCAGUGCGCCGCGGACGUAGCCCAUCCGCGUCGCGCGCCGAGUGUUCCAAAAACACAACCGGCGGUUGCUUUCUAUUCGGCUCAACCGCCUUCAACGCCGUUGUACCUCUUGCCAAUAUGUACGUCAUAUACAACAUACAAAUCUGAUAAGAUUCAAAAGUUGCCUAAUCCACAAGUGAAAAAUAAUGAUGGAAAUAAGAUCGUGAAGAAGAUAUUGCGUUUGAUUCUCAAGAACGCUAUGAAGUCAGUCGGUAAUCAAGCCAAAAGCCAUCCUUCACACCACAUGCAACAGGUCUCUGGCAAAAUCAAGAAUUCUGACGUCGCUAUACAAACUACGUCAAGUGCGACCGGCAGGUUAAAUUUUACUUUACUUAAGUCUAAAGAAAUGUACACGUAUAAAGAGAGAGGAUCAAUAAUGGAGCUAACGUUAGAACGCAUGUGCGCAGAAUCUGGCGAGGGCCGUGAGGGGUGGCAGUGGGACGUUCGCGCGUUGCGGGACUCCCACGUACGGCUUGUGCUGCGUCAACUGCGCCAACUGCGCGAUAUCGAGCGGCUCGCCCGCGCACUGCGUCGCAACCCCCACCGCCGAGCGACCUCUCACCACAACCCCACCCACAUA
Molecule: messenger RNA, 657 nt
Organism: Brenthis ino (lesser marbled fritillary)
Lineage: Eukaryota; Metazoa; Arthropoda; Insecta; Lepidoptera; Nymphalidae
Source: the annotation of a GenBank genome assembly